UGCAUUGGGCUCCUCGGUGAGCAGAAAUAAAUCCAAAAUAAAAACACAAAACAUGAUUUUAUGUUCAGAGCCAUGCAAAUAUUUGCAACAGCAGCGGCAGCGUGACGAAUCAUAAAAAUAUAAUAAUAAAGCAGCCGCAUUUUAAUCGGUUAUUUAUGCAUUUUUAAGGCAAAUGUGAACUCUUCAUAAUUCAUUUCCAAUCAUAAUGCAGUGUUUGACCACUUUGGCGAAGAACUGAAUCUUGCACCUAUAAAAGCGAUGUCAGCGGAGAGCCAAGGCAGUAACAAAUCAUCUUUUCAAACCACCAAGUCACCAUGCGCUCCUUUAUCGUCCUUUGCCUGAUUGCCGUGGCCGCCGCGGAUAAACUUGGCUACAACUACCAGCCAGUGGCCCACUCCGCCUCCGGAUUGAGUUUCCAGCCCUCGGGAGCGGGAAGCAGCAAUUCCCCAACAUUUGCCGCUGCUCCUGGAGGAUCUAUUGCCGCGCCCAUUUCGGAUUUCGCUGGACCAGUUGGAGAACAAUCCGUCGCUGCCCCUAACUACGCUGCUCCCCAGGCUGAGCUCCAGAAGGAGUUCUUCACCUACACCGCCGACGAAGGUGACUUCUACGAUCCCGCUGCCUCCGACCAAGUCUCCUCCGCCCUGAACAAGGCCCUGCGCGUCGUCUUCAUCAAGGGACCCGAGAACCGUGGCCUGGAGGACGCUGCCCUGGCUCUGGCCAAACAGGCUGCCCAGCAGGAGACCGCCAUCUAUGUCCUGAACAAGCAGGCCGACAUUGGUGAUCUGGCCAACAAGUUGAACGCCAUCCGCAACAACAACAACAACAAGCCCGAGGUUCACUUCGUUAAGUACCGCACCCCCGAGGAUGCUGCCAACGCCCAGCGUGCCAUCCAGUCGCAGUACGACCAGUUGGGAGGAUCCUCCCAGUCCCACGAUGGAGGAGUGGCCUCAUCUCUGAACUUCGCUUCCCAGUCGGCUCCCGCUCCUGCUCCAGCUGCCAGCGCCCCAGGACCCAGCUACUUGCCUGCCAGCAUCUUCCGUCGCCUUCGUCUUUAAACAGGAAAUGCCAGUUGUCUGAUUUGUUGUCUAGUUUUCAUGUUUUCUUAUAAUUAAAAAAAAAUUUAAAAAAAAAACUAUAAGUUGUUUUUGUGUAUCAUUGUUGUUUCGCACCUUAAAAACGUCAUUAAAUAAUUAAAAAAUAGAAUAAUAAUGUAAUAGUUAAUAGGUAGAUUUUUCUUGACAUAAUAUUCCAA
Molecule: messenger RNA, 1252 nt
Organism: Drosophila ananassae
Lineage: Eukaryota; Metazoa; Arthropoda; Insecta; Diptera; Drosophilidae
Exons: 1
Coding region: 315-1055 (246 amino acids)
Source: RefSeq, a predicted model, not a curated record